AUUGUGCUGUGUGGAAAAUGCGAUGAUCCGUCCGUAUACCUCAACAGCUAUUGUGCCAGUUGAUUCCGACCAUUUGAAACGUUUGCAAGCAAGCAGAUGGUUGGUGAUUUCGUUCUUUUAGUUACAUUCCGGAUGAAAAGUAUUUAUCAAUUAAAUAUUGAAAGAAAACGGUUUUCAAAUAAAUAAUUAAUUUUUCGUUGGCAUUUUGUAUCGGUGGAUCUACCUACCUGUUGUUUUUAAAAUAUAUUUACGUUUUCAAACUCCGCAUAUUUAACAACACACAAAGCCAACGAAGAUAAAAAAUAAAUAAAAAAUAACAAGACUGUUAUGGUGUAAUUCUUAUGCAAAUGUAAAUCUUGCAAGUGAAAAGAGUCGUCGAUGUAGCGAUUUAAUACAUAAGUGAUCCAUAAUUUAAUUCUAUAACACAAGUAAUAAUCGUUGUGUGUGCUAACUUUAUAUAUUAUCAUCGUACUGUAAUUACUCACUUCCGAUUAUGGCUAUGGAAUGGAUUACGGCAAUCGACAAAAGACCAUGUGAUCGGAAUUUGCGAGAUGUUGAACUAAUUUCAUGUCGUUUACGCCGAGUGGAACCUUUAUGUCGAUUAUCAGGAUCGGCGUUACAGCAACUUGCUAUGUGCGGCUUUUAUGAGGACUUGGAAAAAGGAGUUACGCUGUUUCGUGCUGGCGAACAAGGACGCUUUUGGUAUGCAGUUCUUGGUGGAUCGUUAGAAGUACGAUAUCAUGCACCUGACACCGAAGGAAAGGUCCCUGUAACGCUGUGUAAUUUAGGGGUUGGAGCCACAUUCGGCGAAAGCAUUUUACAUGACUUACCACGUGACAGUACUGUUGUUACGAAAACUACUUGUGAGCUUUUACGUGUUGAACAACAGGAUUUUCGCUUAAUCUGGGAGAAGAACAAAGAGCUUAUGAAUGACAUUAUCACGAAUUGCAAAUUGAAAAAUGGAAUUUCCCCCGCACCACCAUCACCAACAAAAAGACCACUUAGUCCAGAUCAUCCCAACCCGGCGCUACCAAUUACGGAAACACCGAGUCCGGCAAUGGGGAAAAUGGGUUGGGCUCUACGAACUUUAUUAGUUACAGAUAAUUCCAGUUGCCUAAAGGACAGAAAGGUUUCGGGAAAAUUAAUCAGAAAAUGUGCCCUCGGCACAGAGCUAGUUGAUUGGUUGUUAAAUCUAUCAGCUAUCGUCCAUACUCGUGCUCAAACGGCUGGAAUGUGGCAGGCUUUGUUGGAAGAGGGAAUCCUAUCACAUGUAAAUAAGGAGCAGCCUUUCAAAGACAAAUGCUUUUUGUAUCGCUUUAAAGUGGAUGAAGACGGAACGAGUGGGCCACCGCAAGCAGACGAUGUUAAUGCGGCUAAUGAACAUGUCAGAGAAUCAUUAAGUACAUUAUUACAUAGGGGACCAGAUGCUACAUUGCGAAUGAUUUUACGAAAACCGUCUCACGAAAGAACGCAAGAAGAACUUGAAUUGGUAUUCGAGGAACUUUUACAUAUCGCAGCUUUAUCGCAUUUAUCGACAUCAAUAAAACGAGAACUCGCAUCGAUCAUUGUAUUUGAAUCUCAUGCUCAAGCUGGUACAAUACUUUUCAACCAAGGAGACGAAGGUCGCUCGUGGUAUAUCUUGCUUAAAGGAUCUGUAGAUGUUGUUAUUCAUGGCAAAGGCACAGUUGCCACACUGAAGGAGGGAGACGAUUUCGGCAAAUUAGCUCUUAUCAACGACGCUCCAAGAGCUGCAACGAUAGUAUUAAAGGAAAAUAAUUGCCAUUUAUUGCGCGUCGAUAAGGAGCAUUUUAAUCGAAUUUUACGAGACGUUGAAGCUAAUACGCUUCGACUGCAAGAGCAUGGAAAAGAUGUGCUGGUUUUAGAACGUGUUGCCAAACAACGAGGACAUUCAGCAUUUAAGUACACCGUUAUGUCUGGUACGCCGCAGAAAAUGCUGGAACAUUUACUGGAAACACGAUUGGGUGGACAAGUGGGACCGAAUGACCCAUUUUUGGACGAUUUUCUGCUUACGCAUAUUGUGUUUAUGCCCGUUCCGAUGUUGAUUGACGAAUUAGCAAAUUUAUUUCAUAGCUAUGUCGAUAACCAAGAAUCUCAAAGUCAAGAGGAUCGUGAAUAUUUGAUAACUUGUCGGAAACGUGUUGUACAAUUUGUUCAGAAGUGGGUUAUUGCUGUGAGAAAUGCUGUGUUCGAGGAUCCAGUAGCCGUUGAUUUUAUUGAGGAGUUGGCGAGUGAAGUUGAUGCUGACCCAGAUUUGCAAGAGGAGGCUGGUAUUAUGCAUCAUGUGCUGACACAACUAUCAAGAUAUCAGGACGAUAAACAUCUCCAUUCGGAAAACCAGAAAUGGAAGCUGCCUCCAAAUGGCCAGCCAAUAUGUUUGUUUAGUGGAAAUCUAACUCAAAGCCGAAUUAUAAUUCGUCCAGACGAUGACAUCAUUUUUCGAGUCUACUGUGCAGAUCACACUUAUUGUACAUUGCGAUUUCCCAUGUGCACAACAGCUGAAGUAAUAAAAACAUGUGCGGCCGAUAAGUUACAAUUAAAUCGAGCCACAGAAGAUCUACUGCUCGUUGAAAUUAAAUCGAAUGGCGAACGAACCGUUUUCAAAGAUUACGAUGUCAGCGUACCUACAGCUUUGUGCUUAAACGGCCGGAUAUUCGUUUCACCAAAGGACCACAUAGACGCUUUGACACCACUACCGGAACAGGAGGGUGCCACAGAUGGUAUUGAUAUGGACUUGGAAGGACUAAGUACCAAAGAAGUAGCAUAUCAUAUUACACUGUUCGACUGGGAUCUCUUUUGGGCUGUUCAUGAAUACGAAUUAUUGUAUCAUACAUUUGGCAGACAUCAUUUCGGAAAGAUAACAGCCAAUUUAGACGUUUUUAUACGACGCUUUAAUGAAAUACAAUAUUGGAUCGUUACGGAAAUCGUUUCAACGCAAAGUUUGAGCAAACGGGUAUCGUUGCUCAGGAAAUUUAUUAAAUUAGCUGCUUAUUGCAAGGAAUACCAAAAUCUCAAUGCAUUUUUUGCUGUGGUAAUGGGAUUAGCAAAUCAAGCGUGCUCACGGUUACAACAGUCGUGGGAUAAAUUACCAUCGAAAUUUCGAAAAUUAUUUGCUGAGUUCGAGGCAUUGAUUGAUCCGAGUAGAAACCACAGAGCGUAUAGAGUAUUCGUUGGAAAACUGCAGCCCCCCGUAAUUCCCUUUAUGCCGCUGCUGCUCAAAGACAUGACGUUUGCACAUGAAGGGAACAAAACUAGUCUGGAUGGGCUCGUUAACUUUGAAAAGAUGCAUAUGAUGGCCCAGACAAUGCGAACUAUUCGAUUCUGUCGAUCUAGGCACUUAGUAUUAGAUCCACCGUCACCGAAAAGUGAAGGAGAAGUUCGUUCGUACAUCAGUUGCUUACGUGUGAUAGACAACCAAAGAGUUCUGACGUCAAUGUCGCAAAAAUUGGAAGCUAGUAGACGUCAGUAAGUAAACUAACUUUCAAUGAGUUUUUAGGACAAUUUUCGUUGAGUUCUAUAAAAAUUAGAUUUUUCUGAAAUGAAUUUAUGAAUUGAAAGUAAUAUGUUAUUUCGAUAGAUUGUAGCCGCUGAAUGGCUUUGAGAAAUAAUUCAUUGCCUUGAAUUCUAAUAAUGUAGAAAAGAAAAAUUGAUUUUAUUAUUUAUUUAAAACAAAACAAAAACUUAAUAAAAGAAUGCGUGAAUGAUUAUCAAUAAAGUAUCUAAUAGAAAGUUUAAAAAAAGUGAAUUUUAGAUUAUAUCGUUAUAGUUCGUAGGAGCAAAAGUGCAAGUUUGCAAAAUAUAUAAUUAAAGAAAAAAAAAUUAAAACAAACGAAGUCUUAUGAGUAAACUAUAAAUGUUAGAGAACAAUGAUAACAAAUUAAAAAUCAAACUUUUUAGAUUUUUCUUUCUUAUAACAUAUUCAAAAAUAAAAACAAAAUAAUGAAAAUUACAAAGCUUGGAGUAAAAUCAAAUGAAAAUAAUAUUAAAAGUUCCAUAUCGUUCCCCCCACCCCACUGUAAAAGAGUCAUAGUCAUAUAACAUGGAAUUUUGCGCUAGAAUGACAUUCUAUAUCAUAACUACAAACAGAUUAAAAGCGUUUCGUCAUUUACAUUGCUUUCACUUAUUUAUAGAUAUCCCAUCAAGGAAAGGAUUCAGUCUACCUGCAUGGAAACCUAAUGUAACGAAUUACGUAACAUUCACUUGUAAUUUAUACAUUGCUGUUACGUUUGUAUAAUCCACGGUACAUUAUGUCAUAAGAACUAUCAAAUCCUCGUAUCUGAUAUUCAAGGAAAUAUAAUAGAUCUAAAAGCUUUAGCCCGAGGUAAGUCCUUGAGAAGGUAGAUUGAAUUACAGUCCAUGCUCUAACAUUUCACGUUCAAUUUCGUAUCUCAAUUCAGUUAGCAGUACAAAAUUAAUUUAAUGGUUUUUAAAGUGCGUGGCACCUUUCUACAUCUUCUAUGACAACCUUGUCAAACCGAAAUUUUCUUUUCCACAUUUCACCUUACCUUUUUCGCAUUUCAUUUUAAAUCCUUGAAAAUAACAUUUCAAACUCUCAAUCAAUUGAUUUGACAGACAAAAAACCGUAGAAAAGCUGACUUAUGCUGUACUCACCGUCGCUUCUCUUUCGAACUUUGAUUUUUCAUGUCUGCCGCAGCCAUAAAUUGAAAACUUUCUCCUUUGUAUUUUCAACUUAUUAUUCGCAUAAUUAGGAAGAACAUUUUAAUUUCAGAAGUUUCAUCCACACUUUAACACUGGUUAUUAAACACAAUGUCAAGGAGACUUGUGUGGUAUAACAAGAAAACUAAGAUCGAUAUAGCCAUUGUUGACUGUUGAGAAAAAAACCCGCUUCGGAUGAGUACCGAGUAAUUAGCGACAAAGUGAGAUUUGCAUUUUCUUUUUUUAUUUUCCAGUUAUUUUUUACAAUACAACAAGAAAUAAUGAAGCUCCCAGACGGAUACAGAAUGAAAAUUCGCAGACGAGUGUGUCAAAACUUAAUUAUAAACUUUGUCUGUUCGAUCUAAUAUUUUGUUGUUGGUUCACAUGUUUACAAAAAAGAUUUGUGUACACUCGGAGAACAUUACACUGAAAAAUGCAAAACUUGAUUGUACAUCUCGGUGUACAACAAGUUCUCUUUCACCUUUAGAAAAUAAUGUCACACAACCAGCUAACUAACUCCAAAAUAUUCUAAAGAAAUCGACGUGGCUUUUAUUAUGGAAAUUUUUGCAUUUGUGUCGUCAACAAUGCAUUUGCAUAUUGUGUAAAGAAAACCAAUCAUUGCAAUGCAAUUGAAAAAGAAAAACUCUUUGAAUAAAUGAUUGUAACGGUUAACGUUGACAUUCAAUACUCUUUUUGUAAUCAAUGUCGCUGGUGUCGACGAUGUUAUAAGGACUUUUGUAUUGUUUUUCCUAGGGUCGAAAGUGGCCUAUUACAAUCCUAGAGAUGAAACGAAAUUCACAUUAAGCUCAGGAGCAUGUAUAUCUAUUACAUAACUCGGGAUAAAGAAAAGUAUUGGUUUUGUGUGUUUAUUGACAAAAUACUCAUCAAAAAUCUGCUUUUCAGCAGUUUGUUGCUUGUUAUGUAAAAGAUUAUUUUAUUCUUCAUUACAUUAAGAUUGAUCAGCAUCAGAGUCUGGCUGUUCAAAUAUUUACAUGCAUUAUUGAAUGUAAUAGAUGGAGUGUAAGAAAUUUCCAUUUGAAAUUACAUUUUCUGUAAUUAUUUAAAUAUGAAAAUUAAAUAUCGCACUCCAUGCAUGGAUGCAUGAAAGUGUAAAGAGAAACUUCUCAACUAGUAGGAUGAGACCUUGCCAAUUUCAACACGCUUACAGUCAAACAUAAAUAAUGCAUUAGUCAAUUGACACCACAUAACACUUCGCAAAACUACUGUGUUUUUGUCUUGAAAAACUUAAAUCAUAAAAUUUGAUACGAAUGAGGUAGCAGAUGUAUAUUCUGAUUUUCUUUUUGUUGUUGGAAGAUUUUAAACUACGUGUAACAUUCACUUGUUAGUUUCAACAAAGAAAUGUUUAAGCGACCCUCUUAAAUAUCACAAGAGAUAAAAAAAAGAGAAAGCGUACACAAAAUGACUUUAAACUUUUCCAUUAUGUUUCCCAUUUUCCCUCACUAUACAAAGGAUACAAGCUGCUUUGAGAAAGCAGUCGCUUUUAUAUGAAUGACGGGUUUUAAUUCUAAAGGAAAUUUAUCACAAAAAAAUGAAAACAAAAGAAAAAAACAAUCCGGUUUAAUGUUAACGAAACUCUUCCGUUCCUUCCUACGGCAGCAGAAUCGUUCUAUGCACUUAAGGUAAACGACAAAAGAAACACAAAAUCAAAUUAUUAUUAUGACAUGACAUACACAAACAUUUUCAUUGAAGAAAAAAAUGGUGGAUAAUGGAAAUAUUAAAAUUUUAUUUUUCCCGAUAAAACCAGCGCAAUAAUUAAUCAUAAAUUCUCUGUAUCAGAAAAGACAAACCGGAAAUAAAUGAUUUUAUAGCCUGAGCAAGCACUUUAUAUCAGUCAACAGUUGAUUAACGAUAAAAUAAAUCCAACAAGCUUUUGAAACGUUAUUUUCUUUUGCCACCUUAAUUGCAUGGUGUACAUUAGCUGGGUUUGAUAUCCUGCUGCUGUAAUAUAAAGCUUAUUUUCUAUGUCCUAAAGUGUUUGUUAUUCGACGACAAGAGCUACCUCUAGGUUAAACAAUUAACAAUAAGCCAUGCUACUAAUUAGAAUCUGAAAACGUUUGACGCAUACAAUCGCAUCCUAUGCCCAGGUUCGCAUAGCAAAGGUAAAACACAUGAAAAAAAUUAACAACAAUCUAAGAUGAUACCUUUCACGUGUUAUCGACAUGAAUGACAAAUGUAUGUUAAUAGAAAUGAAGGAGAAGAUUUUGUACAAAGUCAUUGGCGACUAUUUUGAAAAGAUAGAUUGUCAUUUUAAGAUAAAAUUGUUGUCUUUUGGAAAUUAAUCCGAACAUUAAAUAGAGUUAAACCUCACAAAAUCAUUACAAUUCACGCUGAGACGUAGACGCCCCAUAGAACGCCCAUUUGUAAUUAGCCUUUCUGAACAAUCGUUCGAUCUAUAUUUGUUGCGAACAAUGCCUAGCUGUUUAGAAACAUUGAACAAUGCAACAUACAGUGUUAAUUGUGUAGGUCUCGCUAAAUUUUGCAGAAUUUUGAGUCUUUGUACGCAAGUUUUCGUUCAAAUUUCCUCAUAUAUCGUGUCGGAGUCUCGUUCUAAGCAUUCCAUCUUUUAAUGUACAAAAGAAAAACUCUGUUUCAAUUUCUGUUCAUACAUUUUGCAUUAUUCAAAUUUUCACUUAACAUUUUAAUAUUCUGUAGGAAAGAAGAGCAUAAAAUCCAGAUCCAUUAUGUAAAUUUUUUUUUAUUUAAAAUUUUAUUGGUCCCACAAAGUUCAUUACAAUUCUCUAUUUAACAAAAAUAUGAUAUAGACUGUCGGUAUAGGCAGCAAAUUCUGUUGGUGUAUACAAAGCCCAGUGUCUCUCAGUAGUACAAUAAAAAUAAAAAAUGUAAAUUCGUAAAUUCCUUUAUAAAAAAAAUAUUUUGGGGUAAAAAUGAGUACGAACAUAAUAAUGUCUUAAACAUAAUAAAGCAAUAAAAGUUUAUAAAAUACAAUAUUGCAAGUUGACAUAAUAGACACACGAACAGAAAUUAGAUACAUUUAUCGAAUGUACCAAAUUGAACAAUUCAAAUUCAAAGAAGAUAAUUUCUAAUUCUGUGUGUGUAAUAUACCUAGAAUAUCCAUGUCGAAAUGUUGUAAAAUCCUUUAGUUUACAAUAAAUCAAAUUGAGUAUAAGAUAUUAAAAAUAAUUGCAAACAAAUCUAUUUUAAAAUAAACUAAAAUAAAUGUGAUUUUGAAUGACAAUCCCGCGUACAUAGUGGUUUAAAUACUAUAAAACAUUUAUAUAUACUAAAAAAGUAAAAACCUCCUACAAAUUAGUCUGGUUUAAUUAAUUGUUAUAUGAAACUUCAACAAAAAGCUCUGUUAUUCCACUAAAUUAUUUAAUUAAGAAAUUUAAUUUAAAGUGAAAGAUUCGUUGAAAUGAGCAUGUUUUUAGCUGAAAUUACUUCAACUGGUUCACAAACACUAAAUAAAUCUUUGUACUGUAAAUAGUCAAAACAUAAGCUUCACGGCUUCAACGUAACAAUUUGUGCGCCGUCUCUUUGGAUUAUUUCGUAUACUUGGAGUUUUUGUUUGUGAACCAACUGGAAUUCUGAUGGAGAAAGAAACUGCAUAUAUUCCAACUAAUUCUGUAAAAUUAAAUUGAAAAAUGUUUCGUUGCAAGUGUUUUAUAAAAUUGAAUAAAAGUUGAAUUAACAGUUAAUUUUCAUUAGAUUGUGUAAACUAUUAGACAUCAGAUAAAUGUUGAAUCUAAUAAAAUAAAAUUUAAUAAAAAUUCGAUUCUUACCUACAAAGAAAUUAUCAGUGGGUCAUGAAGAACCAAUACUUCGUGUUAUUAAUUUUUGUAUAAUUGAAGUUUUAAACCGAGCAUUAUUCAUUCAGUAAUUUAGAAGUGGGACGAAUUCAAGCCUAAAUGUGUAGUGGAGCAACAUUAAAAUUGCCAACGAUUGGUUAAACAUUUGAUGAGUUGACCCCAAAGAAAUCUCGCUGUAUUCUGAAAUAUUAUUUUAAUCUCAUUGGGAUAUUCUUCCU
Molecule: messenger RNA, 8680 nt
Organism: Bradysia coprophila
Lineage: Eukaryota; Metazoa; Arthropoda; Insecta; Diptera; Sciaridae
Gene: Epac
Product: Exchange protein directly activated by cAMP
Biological process (GO): Ras protein signal transduction
Cellular component (GO): plasma membrane
Molecular function (GO): guanyl-nucleotide exchange factor activity
Source: RefSeq, a predicted model, not a curated record